UUUCUUGUAUCAACGAAGGCUUAUCCUUCUGAAACUAACAUGGAUAUUAGAAUAAACUUAAUUGAAAUUGAAAAUGCAAAAUUGGCACGCGAAAGCUUUAUUACAUUUAUUUGCCAAUAUCGAUUUUUCCAAUUUGUGCUUUUCUCAUGAUAUUGGUUGUCUUGCCAAAGGGUCAUUCGUUGCUUGUCUAACUGGAGGCAAUCUGGCACCAAACGUCUCUGAGAGACUUUCCAAACCUGACAGAGUAUUUCACCUUCAAAGAUGAAUAAUUUGUUCACGGCUGCUCUUACUUCUACAACAGCGGUUCCUAUAACGACGAUCAUGACAACAGUUACCUCAACUGCAACUACCAUGGUCAACAACAGCAAUAAUGGUACUCGGUAUAAUCCCUCAAAACUACCAACGAUUCCGCCAUACUGUCCUGACCAGCAAACCAACCAACCAGCAAGAAAGAAUUAUCAAGAUGAUAGCGUAUUCAGUUAUUCUUGUCGUAUCGUUGAUUGGAAACAUUCUCAUUCCUGCUGUCAUCCUUAGCAACACGAACAUGAAGAAACCGACCAACUACUUCAUCCUGAACAUGGCCAUAUCCGACCUAAUUAUCCCAAUCCUUGUUGUCAGUAGGGAAUUAUUGUUGCUUUCCACGCAAUCCAGCGAAUGGUUAGUGAAAGGGGCACUCGGGAAUCUGUUAUGCAAGAUUGUGCAUUUUUUUGGGGGUGUUACAAUUGCCGUUUCGAUUCUAAGCUUGAUUCUCAUCACUAUCGAUAGAUUCAUUGCAGUCGUUUAUCCAAUGAAACACUACAUUAUGUCAAGCAAAACAUGUAAGGUAUCAGUCACUGCUACAUGGCUGGUAGGAAUGAGUAUGUUCUCGAUCUAUUUGUACAUAUUUGAAAUAAGAAACAUCGACGGGGUGGAUGAAUGUCUUGCUCUAUGGUAUAAAAUUGAUGAGGAACUUGCUGCAAGCUUUGAGAUUAAGCACUAUUCUACCCUGUUCUUCCUUCUGGUUGCAAUACCUGUUGUUGUGAUGGCUGUUGCGUAUACCAUUAUCAUCGUGAGUCUCAAGAGACAGUCUUCCCAUUUGGGUGACUCGCUCAGUGAUCGACAAAAGCGGCAACGAGUUGAGAGAGAGCGAAAGAUUGUACGAAUGGCGAUUGCGAUAAUCGUAACGUUCGUAAUAUCGUACAUUCCUGUUUACGUGGUGAAAUUCAUGGACUUAUUCGUCUAUAAUGACGGCACGCCUCCAACUUGCUUUUUAAUAACGUUUGGCGACGUAGCAUCUUUCUGUUUAAGCUCUAAUGCGGCCGUCAAUCCAUGUAUUGUUUUCAUUUUCAGUCAAAAUUUUCGCCACGGAUUCAUUCAAAUGCUUGCAAAAAUAGGGACCGUCAAAACUCGAAAUAUUCGGCAACAACAGCCAACAAAUCAGCAUGAGAUGUUAAAUAUGGCGUAUGAGAAUGAUAUUCUUCAGCAAUGACAACUCUAUGCUCCACAUGUAUGUGGCUAGUGUCUUCUGUUUCGUUAUUUCAUUAUUUCAGAAGAUGAAUUAGCAUAUACAUAUUUUUGAAGAUGAGGAAAAUUGACUGGCCCAAACACCUUUUUUUCUGAAAUACAAAAUCAUGGUGAAUUUUAGUUGAGGUUCAGUACACAAAAAACUCAAUA
This is a messenger RNA of Exaiptasia diaphana, 1653 nucleotides long. Its product is annotated as neuropeptide SIFamide receptor-like. Gene Ontology annotation, molecular function: G protein-coupled receptor activity. Gene Ontology annotation, biological process: G protein-coupled receptor signaling pathway. Gene Ontology annotation, cellular component: membrane. The transcript has a single exon. Lineage: Eukaryota; Metazoa; Cnidaria; Anthozoa; Actiniaria; Aiptasiidae. The record is from RefSeq and is a predicted model, not a curated record. Bases 371 to 1468 code for a protein of 365 amino acids.